Molecule: messenger RNA, 1794 nt
Organism: Diuraphis noxia (Russian wheat aphid)
Lineage: Eukaryota; Metazoa; Arthropoda; Insecta; Hemiptera; Aphididae
Product: Fanconi anemia group A protein-like
Biological process (GO): interstrand cross-link repair
Cellular component (GO): Fanconi anaemia nuclear complex
Source: RefSeq, a predicted model, not a curated record
UACGAAAACGGAAAAUUUGAAAUUUAUUUUCUAAAUAAUUGUAUUAUUAAAAUAAAGUUAAAGAAAAUUGAAUUGUUCCCAACUUUCAUCACUUAAAUACYGUGAACACUCUUUCAAUAAUUGUAUAAGAAAAACCUCACAAUAACUAACUUUAACUUGAUGUAGAUCACUUGGAGUCUUGUGGUUUAGUAAGAGAAAAAAAAUCUAGUUAAAAUGUGAAUAAAUACACCUCCAGGAAAUACUAUCAUAAAAAGAAAUGGUAACAGUAAUAGAAAAGGAUAUCUAGCAAAACUCACAUAAAAAGCUUUUAUAUAUAAGGCGCCAAAAUGAUCUUGUUUAAGAAGGUAGAAGAAUUAAACAAACUAUUUAUAAGAAACAAAGACAUGAAUAUGUUGUUGAAUGAACAAGAUAGAAAAACUUUAGACAAUUUGAUUAAUGAAUUAUCUGAAGAAGAUAUUAAUUCAAAUUUAUUUAAGACUAUAUUGGGACUACAGGAGAAUAAAUAUUCCAUUGAAAUAAUUUGGCGACUACAUACAAAACAAAUUAUUGACUUUACAGAAUUUAUCACAUGUUAUAAGUGGAAUCUUGAUCAUAUAGUUAAGACUCUUCUAUGUAUGUCUGAAUCUGAGGAAAAGCUAUGUCAAGAAAUUUUGACAGACUUAUUGGGAAGCCUAUUAAUUUUGUUGUCUGGAGAACCUAAUCAUGUAUUUGAUCAACACAUACAAAUUAUUCAACAGUUUUUAACUCAAUCRAGCUUAAUAAUCACAAAAAAUCAUGAUGGAUGGAUCUAUUUGAAAAAUCUUAAAUGUUCAUCAUUUUUAACAAAAUCGACAGCUCAAAAAAUAUUCAAAAUAAUUUUAAAGAACAUGCUUGUAGCUGAUAUUGAUUUUCAUUUAAAUGUUGCAUAUGAACAAUAUAGAUUAUAUAAAACUCCAGAUUCUGUACACAACAUGCUUAAAAUGUUUUUGGAAGAAAUUGAUGAAGAUGUUGUAUAUGUAUUAAUUCAGAAUGUCCUAACGCAGUAUGCAKAAAAAGCCAAUUGGAAAUUGUUAUUGUCUUUAAUUUCUACAUUUGUUAAAACAAAAUCUAAUCUAUGUCACGUGUUAAAAUUGAAAUUAGAAGAAUUUUUCAAUCAAACACUGUCCCAAUCAACUACAGAAAAAAGUUUCAUAACCCGAAAGGCUGCUUUAUUAAUUUUUCGUCAAUGUUGUUUGGAAAUUGGUCUUUGGUCAGAAUACAGCAGAUGGUACAGUUCAUAUAAACCAAAUGUAGAUACUGCUAAAGUAUUCUACUCUUUACUCACUGAAUUAUUGCCCAUCGAUUUACCUGCUGCUUUAGCAGCCCAUAUUAAUACUCAACCUAAACUAACAGAAUCUUGUGGAGAUAUACAGUMUGAUUAUGUCAAAAAAGCCCAAGCCCAACUAAUCAAAAUAAACCAUGGAGAAGAUUACAUGGGGUUGUUUAAAAAUUACGAUGAUUGUCAGAACCGUCAUGAAGCAGACAUURUCAAAGUACUCGAGCACUUCAAAUCAACUGGUCAAAUAAUGCGGGUCGUCUUAGAAGCAUGUGUUUUUAGAAACAAAUAUUUUAUUGGUACAUUCCUUAAAACUUUGAUGAAUACCCAAUUGGUAGAUGAUCAGUUACGGAACAAUUUUAUUGAAAAACUAAAUAGUAUGAAUAAAAUUCCUAAAAAUAUGUAUACAAAGUGGAAACAAGAGCAACAAAGUAUCUAUUUUUCAUAAACCAAGUAUUUUUUGUAUAUUAUGCUCAAUAAAAGUUAUAUUGUUUCAUAAA